GGUGUCAAGAACGUUCAUAGCUAGCACAAAAAUAUCACUGUCAGUUUAAAAAAAUGGUGAAGUGGUUUAGACUGAAGUGCCCAUGUCCUGUUACAGGUUGCCCUAACAGUCAGGGAAAACUGCUUGAAUGGGUUUGUGCAAGUGACAGAGACGCCAUGUACAUCAACGAGAACGGCAUACUGGCGUGUACGCACGAUAAACACGUCGACAAAAUUGUCAACUGGAAAUUUGACUGCGGGGACAGAAGAGGACCACACAAAUACGAACAUUACCUAAGCCCCGACUAUGAGGGUUUUUCUCAUGCAAUGGCUAUGGCAUUACCACAUAUGGGCGAAGCCGGGGCAGACUGGGUUGUUUCUCUGGUUAACGCGGUGAGAAUCCAAUAUGGGAAGUGAAAUAUCUCACCAACUGAAAAUGAUUGUGAAGUAAACAUUUGUGUUAUCUCAUUCACUCUUCUUAACUUGAUGAAACUAGCGGAAGAUAUUAAAAACAAAAUGCUUCAGAGCUGGAGUGGUGGAGUGGGCGAAGUUCAUAGGCGGAUCUUGGUUUGGGGUGGGUACAGAUGGCACGUGUCACCCUCACUCACUGUAGCGCCACCCUAUACAUGUACGUGCUUCCGGUUGUUAUCCACACUUGAUAUGUCAUGCGAAAUGAGACGGGAAAAUUUUGUUGAUAAGCCUUUUUGCAUGCGUUUAAUUAUAGUUUUUUUUUUUUUUUUUUUUUUCAAGUUAGGGGACUUUCCUUUGUCAUCGCGCAGGUCACAUAGUUGUGUGUUACAUUCUAAACUCUAUAUGCAUUCCAUUAUUACAGGGAUAUACACUAACGUGAAUGACGCAAGAACUGUUUGGAGAGUGAACGAAGCAUCCAUAAAUGCACUGAUGAUGACUAAGAUGAUGCACUUUAUAAAACAAAUAAACUGUGAAAAAUAAGCAGCAGCUUUUGUAUUGAUGAUAAAGAAAGUGUCCUUGUGUCACAGUAAUCAAUGAUUGAACGAAUAUGAUCAUAUUUAAUUAU
This is a messenger RNA of Lingula anatina, 1014 nucleotides long. RefSeq lists its product as uncharacterized. The record is from RefSeq and is a predicted model, not a curated record. NCBI's taxonomy places the organism in Eukaryota, Metazoa, Brachiopoda, Lingulata, Lingulida, Lingulidae.